CUGGCGGCGGGAGGAGGCGGGAGGAGGCGGGCGGGCGCGCGCGAUGCGCGGGGGGGCGGCCGUCUAGAGCGCGCGGUCGCCGGGGGCGCGCGGGGGCGCACCUGCGGGCGGGGGCCCGGCUGGGCUGGGCGCGGGCCGGCGCGCCAUGGAGCGGGUGGGCGACGCGGCGUGCGGCCCGGCGGGCUGCUACACCUACCAGGUGAGCCGGCACAGCGCCGAGAUGCUGCACAGCCUCAACCAGCAGCGCAAGAACGGCGGGCGCUUCUGCGACGUGCUGCUGCGCGUGGGCGACGAGAGCUUCCCCGCGCACCGCGCCGUGCUGGCCGCCUGCUCCGAGUACUUCGAGUCGGUGUUCAGCGCGCAGCUGGCCGACGGCGCGGCCGACGGGGGCGCGGCCGACGUGGGCGGCGCGGCGGCGGCGGCGGGCGGCCCGGGCGGCAGCCGCGAGCUGGAGAUGCACACCAUCAGCUCCAAGGUGUUCGGCGACAUCCUGGACUUCGCCUACACGUCGCGCAUCGUCGUGCGCCUGGAGAGCUUCCCCGAGCUCAUGACGGCCGCUAAGUUCCUGCUGAUGCGCUCGGUCAUCGACAUCUGCCAGGAGGUCAUCAAGCAGUCCAACGUGCAGAUCCUCGUGCCGCCCGCGCGCGCCGACAUCAUGCUGUUCCGCCCGCCCGGCGCCGCCGCCGCCGCCGCCGACCUGGGCUUCCCGCUGGACAUGACCAACGGGGCGGCGCUGGCCGCCAACGGCAACGGCAUCGCGGGCAGCCUGCAGCCCGAGGAGGAGCGCGCGGGCGCCGCGGGGACCGGCCAGGCCGCGCUGCCCGUGCUGCCCGGCGUGGACCGCCUGCCCAUGGUGGCCGGGCCGCUGUCCCCCCAGCUGCUGGCCUCGCCGUUCCCCGGCGUGGCCUCGGCCGCCCCCCCCCUGACUGGCAAGCGGGGCCGCGGCCGCCCGCGCAAGGCCAACCUGCUGGACUCGGUGUUCGGGGCGCCGGGCGGCCUGCGCGAGCCGGGCAUCCUGCCGUGCGGGCUGUGCGGGAAGGUGUUCACCGACGCGGGCCGCCUGCGCCAGCACGAGGCGCAGCACGGCGUCACCAGCCUGCAGCUGGGUUACAUCGACCUGCCGCCGCCGCCGCGCCUGGGCGACAACGGGCUGCCCCUGGCCGACGACCCCGACGGCCCCCGCAAGCGCAGCCGCACGCGCAAGCAGGUGGCCUGCGAGAUCUGCGGCAAGAUCUUCCGGGACGUGUACCACCUCAACCGGCACAAGCUGUCGCACUCGGGCGAGAAGCCCUACUCCUGCCCGGUGUGCGGGCUGCGCUUCAAGCGCAAGGACCGCAUGUCCUACCACGUGCGCUCCCACGACGGCUCGGUGGGCAAGCCCUACAUCUGCCAGAGCUGCGGCAAAGGCUUCUCCAGGCCCGACCACCUGAACGGACACGUCAAGCAGGUGCACACAUCCGAGCGGCCUCACAAAUGUCAGACUUGCAAUGCCUCCUUUGCCACGCGGGACAGGCUGCGCUCCCACCUGGCCUGCCACGAAGACAAGGUACCCUGCCAGGUGUGCGGGAAGUACCUGCGGGCGGCCUACAUGGCAGACCACCUGAAGAAGCACAGUGAGGGGCCCAGCAACUUCUGCAGCAUCUGUAACCGAGGUUUCUCCUCUGCCUCCUACUUAAAGGUCCAUGUUAAAACCCACCACGGUGUUCCCCUUCCCCAGGUCUCCAGGCACCAGGAGCCCAUCCCGAAUGGGGGAGCAGCGUUCCACUGCGCCAGGACCUAUGGCAUCAAAGAAGGCCAGAAAUGCUCACAUCAGGACCCGAUUGAGAGCUCUGACUCCUACGGCGACCUCUCGGACACCAGUGACCUGAAGACGCCCGAGAAGCAGAGCACCAACGGCUCUUUCUGCGACAUGGCUGUCCCCAAAAGCAAGCUAGAGUCUGACGGGGAGAAGAAGUACCCCUGCCCCGAGUGUGGGAGCUUCUUCCGCUCCAAGUCCUACCUGAACAAGCACAUCCAGAAAGUGCAUGUCCGGGCCCUUGGGGGCCCCCUGGGGGACCUGGGCCCUGCCCUGGGCUCCCCUUUCUCUCCCCAGCAGAACAUGUCUCUCCUCGAGUCCUUUGGGUUUCAGAUUGUCCAGUCGGCCUUUGCUUCAUCCUUGGUGGAUCCCGAGGUCGACCAGCAGCCCAUGGGGCCCGAGGGGAAGUGAGGCGGGGGCUGUGUCCCCACAAACACGGCCGCCAUCGGCCACCACCGGGGACCACUGAGAAAUGCUGUGAACGCGGAGGGAGGUGGCGUCUUUGGGUCCUGUAGCUGAGAGAUUGUUACUUUUUUCUUAUUUUUUUUUUAACUCCCCCCACCCGGCCCUGUCCUGCCGCCCUCUCCCCAGUGGUCUUUAGAAGUAGUUCCUCCUUUGAGACUCUGCAGACCGACUGUGAGGCCGGUGUGGACCAGGGCAGGAAACACUACACGGCCAGGCCGGGAUCUGGCGGGCGGAAGCUGGAAUUCCCGGUGCUCGAAUCCUAGUGACUCCAGCCCCACACCCAAACCUGAUAGCAUUGUGGGGCUUCAGUAACUGUGUGCUCCUAGCCCCUCCCCAUAGCCCUCAAGAGAGAGAGCCCGCCGGGCUCCACCCACUUGUAUGAUGGUUGCCAGCGGGUGUUAAGGAAGCCGGACGCCCAGUGAGUGUGUCCCAUGGAGCAGGGGUGAGUGUCCUCCAGAGCCCUUGGGCCUGAGCCCACUCCGGAGGGCUGGACUUCUCUGAGCCCCCUUCUGGAAGCUAGCAUUUCAGGCUCAGCUGUCGACUGAGGACACCCCCAGCCCAAAUUCCAGUUCUUACGUGAUCUUAACCAUUCGACUCGCUGUUGGUUUGAACUCUAAUGAUGAAGACGACUGUUAUCAUUUUUUAGGACCAGUUGUAGUGAAUUGCUACUGAAAGCUGCCCCAGGUGAUCAGAGCUCUUUGUAAAAGCAGAGUCACACGCUAGGGUUAGUAUUGAACUCUGUUUAGAUGUACCAUAAUUAACUUGGCUAGCUGAUGGUUUGAAGUCUAUGGAAGAAAUAGUUUUAUGCAAAGUUUUUUAAGUGCCAGUCUGGUCAGGGAGGUGGGAGGCUCCAGUGGUGCUGAGAGCCAGGAAAGCGGGGAGGCUGACCGGUGGGGACACUGGGCGCCUUGGCUGUCACCUGCGGCAGGCUAGGGCUACCCUCGUGGUUUGAGAUGAUCUGAUCAGACUGUAUUAAACGUUAGUACAUUA
Erinaceus europaeus (western European hedgehog) is the source of this 3250-nucleotide messenger RNA. It is a transcript of the gene PATZ1, whose product is annotated as POZ/BTB and AT hook containing zinc finger 1. NCBI's taxonomy places the organism in Eukaryota, Metazoa, Chordata, Mammalia, Eulipotyphla, Erinaceidae. Gene Ontology annotation, molecular function: DNA-binding transcription factor activity, RNA polymerase II-specific; protein binding; RNA polymerase II cis-regulatory region sequence-specific DNA binding. The record is from RefSeq and is a predicted model, not a curated record. Bases 146 to 2206 code for a protein of 686 amino acids. The transcript is spliced from 5 exons. Gene Ontology annotation, cellular component: nucleus. Gene Ontology annotation, biological process: negative regulation of transcription by RNA polymerase II; regulation of immune system process; regulation of cytokine production.